AACCAUGUCAGAGCUGAUCAGGGCGGAGCCAUCCUAGUGGGAGGAGCCUAAAUAUGACACACCUGUUGUUUUUGUCCACAUUCUGUCAUUCUGUCCUGGAUCAGACAGAGGACAGUCUGCUGUCUCUGAUUGGACAAACUGGAGGACUUAUUUGCUGUCUGGAGGACACAAACUCGAGGUUCUGGUUCUGGAGUGAUCCAUAAUCUCUGCACUGCUUCAAAGCUCCAUGUGUGUGAGCUGAUGUGAACUGAGCAGCAUGGAUCAGUGUGAGGACAGAGAGGACAGAGUCCCUCCCUCUAAAACCACUCUGUGUGGAGAACAUGAGGACCAGAGCAAAGUUCAGAGGAUCCAACAGACCCUCAAACCAGAACCAGAACCAGAACCCAGCUGUGUGUCCUUAAAGAGCAACAGGUCAAUGGAUAUUGGUAUUAAUUAUAAAUCAGCAAAACGUUCAGCUGCAAACAGAGUGGACCAGCAGAACUCACAGGUUUCUAGUGGUCCAUCUGCACAGCAGCAUCAAACACAGCUGGACUCCAUAUUUAUGCUGCUGGAGGACAACAUUGUUACUUUUGUGAAGAACGAGCUGAAGAAGAUCCAGAAGGUUCUGAGUCCAGAUGACCCAGAAUGCUUAGAGAGUCAGUGGGAGGAUGAGGAGGUGUUGGAAGGUGAGGAUAAAGAACAGAGAAGGAGGAGCACUAAAGCUUUUGUGGAGAUCACACUGACCUACCUGAAGAAGAUGAAGCAGGAGGAGUUGGCUGAACGUCUGCAGAGCAGGUUUUUUUCCUCAGUUUGUCAACAUAAACUUAAAUCUGGUCUGAAGAAGAGGUUCCAGUGUGUGUUUGAGGGGAUCGCUAAAGCAGGAAAUCCAACCCUUCUGAACCAGAUGUACACAGAGCUCUACAUCACAGAGGGAGGGACUGGAGAGGUCAAUGAUGAACAUGAGGUCAGACAGAUUGAAACAGCAUCCAGGAAACCACACAGACCAGAAACAACCAUCAGACAAGAAGACAUCUUUAAAGUCCCACCUGGAAGAGAUCAACCAAUCAGAACAGUGAUGACAAAGGGAGUGGCUGGCAUUGGGAAAACAGUCUUAACCCAAAAGUUAACUCUGGACUGGGCUGAAGACAAAGCCCACCAGAACAUCCAGUUCAUAUUUCCAUUCACCUUCAGAGAGCUGAAUGUGCUGAAAGAGAAAAGGUUCAGCUUGGUGGACCUUGUUCAUCACUUCUUUACUGAAACCAAAGAAAUCUGCAGCUUUGAACACUUCCAGGUUCUGUUCAUCUUUGAUGGUCUGGAUGAGAGUCGACUUCCUCUGGACUUCCACAACAAGGAGAUCCUGACUGAUGUUACAGAGUCCACCUCAGUGGAUGUUCUGCUGACAAACCUCAUCAGGGGGAAACUGCUUCCCUCUGCUCUCCUCUGGAUAACCACACGGCCUGCAGCAGCCAAUCAUAUCCCUCCUGAGUGUGUUGGCAUGGUGACAGAGGUCAGAGGGUUCACUGACCCACAGAAGGUGGAGUACUUCAGCAAGAGAUUUAGAGAUAAGAAGCAGGCCAGCAGGAUCAUCUCACACAUCAAAAGAUCAAGAAGCCUCCACAUCAUGUGCCACAUCCCAGUCUUCUGCUGGAUCACUGCUACGGUUCUGGAGGAUGUGUUGAAGACCAGAGAGGGAGGAAAGCUGCCCAACACCCUGACUGAGAUGUACAUCCACUUCCUGGUGGUUCAGACCAAAGUGAAGAAGGUCAAGUAUGAUGGAGGAUCUGAGACAGAUCCACACUGGAGUCCAGAGAGCAGGAAGAUGAUUGAGUCUCUGGGAAAACUGGCUUUUGAUCAGCUGCAGAAAGGAAACCUGAUCUUCUAUGAAUCAGACCUGACAGAGUGUGGCAUCGAUAUCAGAGACGCCUCAGUGUACUCAGGAGUGUUCACACAGAUCUUUAGAGAGGAGAGAGGGCUGUACCAGGAAAAGGUGUUCUGCUUUGUCCAUCUGAGUGUUCAGGAGUUUCUGGCUGCUCUUCAUUUCCAUCUGACCUUUAUCAAGGAUGGUGUCAAUCUGAUGGAAGAAAAACCAACCAUUUUUGUUUUGGUAUUUUUUCAUUACAAACUACAUCUAACAAGUCUCCAUCAGAGUGCUGUGGACAAGGCCUUACAGAGUCCAAAUGGACACCUAGACUUGUUCCUCCGCUUCCUCCUGGGUCUUUCAGUGGAGACCAAUCAGACUCUCCUCCUAGGUCUGCUGACAGAGACAGUAAGUAGCUCACAGACCAAUCAGGAAACAGUUCAGUACAUCAAAGAGAAGAUGAAUGAGAACCUGUCUGCAGAGAAAAGCAUCAACCUGUUCCACUGUCUGAAUGAACUGAAUGAUCGUUCUCUGGUCCACGAGAUCCAAAAGUCUCUGAGUUCAGGAAGUCUCUCCACAGAGAAACUGUCUCCUGCUCAGUGGUCAGCUCUGGUCUUCAUCUUACUGUCAUCAGGAGAAGAUCUGGAUGUGUUUGACCUGAAGAAAUACUCUGCUUCAGAGGAGGCUCUUCUCAGGCUGCUGCCAGUGGUUAAAGCUUCAACCAAAGUUUUAUUGAAGAACUGUAACCUAUCAGAGAGAAGCUGUGAAGUCCUGGCCUCAGUUCUCAGUUCACAGUCCUCUGAUCUGAGAGAAAUGGACCUGAGUAACAACAAGCUGCAGGAUUCUGGAGUGGAGCUGUUGUCUUCUGGACUGAAGAGUCCUCACUGCAAAGUGGAAACUCUCAGAUUGAAGAACUGUAACCUCUCAGAGAGAAGCUGUGAAGUUCUGGCCUCAGUUCUCAGCUCCCAGUCCUCUAAUCCGAGAGAGAUGGACCUGAGUAACAACAAACUGCAGAAUUCUGGAGCGGAACUGUUGUCUUCUGGACUGAAGAGUCCAAACUGCAAACUGGAAACUCUCAGACUUAGAUCCUGUAACCUCUCAGGGAGAACUUGUGAAGUUCUGUCAUCAGUUCUUAGAUCCCAGUCCUGCUGUCUGAGAGAGGUUGACCUGCUGAACAACAACCUACAAGAUUCAGGGGAGACGUUGCUUUCUGGUUCAGACUGUACACUGGAAAUAUUCAGGAAGCCUGCUGGAGUCCGAUGGUUGAAACCAGGUCUGAGGAAGUAUUCCUGUCAGCUCACAAUCGACACAAACACAGUGAACAGAAACCUCCAACUGUCUGAAGACAACAGGAAGGUGACACAUGUGGAGGAGCUUCAGUCAUAUCUUGAUCAUACAGACAGAUUUGAUUACUGGCCUCAGCUGCUGUGUAGUGAUGGUCUGACUGGUCGCUGUUACUGGGAGGUUGAGUGGAGAGGAUAUGUUUUUAUAUCAGUGAGUUACAGAACAAUCACAAGGAAAGGAGACAGCUAUGACUGUUGGUUUGGAUAUAAUAAUCAGUCCUGGAGUCUGAGCAGCUCUGAUGGUGGUUACUCUGUCUUGCACAAUAACAGAAUUACAUCCAUCCACUCCUUCUCCUCCAUCUCUAACAGAGUAGCAGUGUAUGUGGACUGUCCUGCUGGCAUUCUGUCCUUCUAUAGAGUCUCCUCCAACUCACUGAUCCACCUUCACACCUUCAACACCACAUUCACUGAACCUCUUUAUCCUGGAUUCUGGAUCAGUUCUGGUUCCUCAGUGUUUCUGUUUUGAGUCUAAAGAGUCUCCUCCUGUCGGAGAAACACUCUCACUGUUGAACAGAUAGUUCAGUCUCUACAUGUCUGUCUCUUUCACUCAGAAACAUUUUCACAUUCAGUCAGUUUCUUUCUGAAACUCUUGGAAAAGAUUCCUUGUAAACUUCGUCCUCUUCCAGUCCUUUAAAGAUGGAAGCUGGGAUUAUUCCAGAAUCCAAAGGUUUUGUUCUGUUUUCAGUCAAAGCUUCAUUUAGAGGUUUUCCUGCAAUGUGCUUCCAGUGCUAUACCAAGGCUGCUGCUGGAGUUGGUUCUUUAUUGGUUCUUUACUGGUUCUUCACAUCUCUUCCAGUAAUUGGUUGAUCCUGGCUCUUAAUAUCACCAUCCAAAGAAAGUUUAACAUUUCUAUCUACAGUCCUUUGUGCCAUGUCUUUUGAUUGUGUCACUAAUGUAGUUUUUUUUCAUUUGAUCUGAACAGUUUUGUACUUUAGUCCCAGAUGAACAGGCUGCCUCCUCAGGAUCUGUGGGCUGUGAAGCUCAGGGUUUCUGGAACUGAUUUGUGAUGAAAAAUGAUGACGUGAGUGGAGCUGCUGUUUUAACUGCCCAGGUGGUUGUUCAGUUCCUCACUGUUAGUAUCUGCUAUGUUUUAAUGAGCCAGAUCAGUUCACAAUAUGACUUCUGAUGAGACUGUUCCUAAAAGAAGAAUCGUUCCAGACUAUUUGUGGCUGAACUGCAGAUGAUGGAAAUGUAAAUAUUGGAGAAUAAAACAGUAUUUGCUACCAGUUUUCUGACUGUUAUUUUACAGAACAUCAAAUAUGUCUAAAAGGUUAAAACACUGAUGGACUCAGCCAGUCUCAGUCUCCUGCAAAUACUCAUUUGACCUUUAGUCCCAAGAGAGGAGGAGGGGGUGUCUGUCCCAGCAGUCAUUAAUGGACUACAGGCUGAGGACACACUGGACAGGUCACCAGUCCAUCACAGAGUCAGGGUUGGAUCUACCUCACCAAAGUCUAGGUUCUGAUUGGGUCAACUGGAC
Girardinichthys multiradiatus is the source of this 4657-nucleotide messenger RNA. RefSeq names its product protein NLRC3-like. The record is from RefSeq and is a predicted model, not a curated record. The transcript is spliced from 11 exons. NCBI's taxonomy places the organism in Eukaryota, Metazoa, Chordata, Actinopteri, Cyprinodontiformes, Goodeidae. Gene Ontology annotation, molecular function: protein binding. Bases 257 to 3646 code for a protein of 1129 amino acids.